Phaedon cochleariae (mustard beetle) is the source of this 4964-nucleotide messenger RNA. The record is from the annotation of a GenBank genome assembly. NCBI's taxonomy places the organism in Eukaryota, Metazoa, Arthropoda, Insecta, Coleoptera, Chrysomelidae.
CGAGAGGGACUGGAGUGGCGCCUCAGUGAUAAAUUGUGACAUUUUGUGAAUUUUACUAGGUAUCCAGACUGUUUUUUUUUUGUUUUGGUGGAGUUAAAUAUGACUAGACUCAAAGUAGCGGUGAGAGUGAGGCCAAUAUCAAAAAGAGAACUAGACAUAGGUUCAACGUCAGUGAUUUCUGUUGAAAAUGAGGACACUUUAGAGAUAACCAACUUGAAGGUACCCGAACAAAAUACGGGAGACAGUCGGCAAAGAAUCAGGAGGUUCGCUUUCGAUUGCUGUUUUCGGGAUAGCUGCACGCAAGACCAAGUUUUCGAGUCGAUAGAGAAGGUGAUAAGCAAAUCGGUGAAGCAGCGAUGCCAUUCGUGCGUGUUGGCGUACGGACAAAGCUCCACCGGUAAAACGCACACAAUGAUGGGCGUGCCUGAAGAUCCCGGCAUCACGCCGAAACUGUGCCGGCGGCUGUUCGAUUAUCUCGAAGAAGCAGCCAUCGUCGGAGACGAAGUUUUCAACACGGAUGUGACAGUCAGCUACUUGGAGAUAUACAACGAAAAAGUACGCGAUCUCCUGCACGAUGAGCAAACAGAUGAGGAUAAAAUCAGAAGAAAGAAGUCUCCAUUGAAAGUGAGGGAACAUCCCAAAAAAGGACCUUACGUUCAAGGGCUAUCUGAGCACCCAGUGUCCAAUCCGUCGGACCUCCUGGACUGGCUCGAGAAGGGCGACAAGAAGCGCAAAGUAGGCUCCACGUUGUCCAAUCCGCGGUCGAGCCGCAGCCAUUCGGUGUUCUCGGUGAACUGCGCCGGCGUCAAAUUGAACCUGAUCGAUUUGGCGGGCAGCGAGCGGGCGGCCAACAGGUGCUUCGACCUGUCCAGGUUCAAAGAGGGCGCCAACAUCAACAAGAGCCUGGUCGCUUUGGGCAACGUCAUAUCCGCCUUAGCGGAGCAAUCUACUAAACAAAAAGGUAUAAGGAGAAAAUUCGUGCCAUACAGAGAUUCCGUCCUAACAUGGCUGCUAAAGGACAUUUUGGGAGGGAAUUCCAAUACUGUUAUGGUGGCAACGAUUUCUCCUUCCAGCGCCUGCUACAGUGAAACCGUCAACACUUUGCGUUUCGGGCAACGCGCCAAAAAUAUCGUCGCUAGACCGGUAGUGAACGAAGAUCCCAAAGAAAGGACCAUCAGGGAGUUGAGAGCCGAAAUUUACAGGUUGAGAGAAGUCCUGGACAGUCUUCAGAUCUCACCCCAUACUCAAAUGAACGACAAGAUCAAUGACCUUACCGCAGAAAAUCAAGAUAAAUCCAAUACCACAUCUUCAAACCAGAGUCAGUCUCGACUCCAGCCAGUGCCACUCCAAAGCAAAAACCCCACAUUGGAAAAGCAAAACUCAAGGGAUAGCAUCACCAACACGGAACAACUUUUACCGCUUAUAAACGUUACCAGUUCAGUGAAUUCCAAAAGACUCACCCAGCUCAAAAGAACUUUCAGUGUUGAUCAGCCCCUAUCAAAAAUGGACAACAAUUUCGGUUCCAACGAUUCCCUACCUUCCACCAGCACCAAAUCGAUACCAUCAACCACCCCAUCCACAGAGUCUUUGAGCUCCAGAAGGAGCAGCAUCCAGUCCUCUCUGCGAAGAAAAUCCCUUAACAAAUCCAUACCUUCCUUACCGAGAGCCACAGUCAAAAGAGGUUCCCUAGAAGCGACAUCUAAGAAAAUAGAAAAGGCAAUAUCGACAGACCAUUUACCUCAGAAAACAGUAGAGUCCAGAGUGGAUUCCAUCAGGAGAAGACCCUCAGCUAAGCCUAGGUCGCAGAUAGUUGCAGCAGUCACUAGCAGACUAUAUUCGAAGCUGAAAAACAAAGAAGUUUCGACAGACACUGACGAUAUCAACACUUACAAUCUCGAGGAAAUCGCCCCAAAGGAGCUCCAGAUCUGCGAGAACGCGAGAAAUCGCCUGAAGGAGAUCACCAAGCGAGCCCUGCGAGCCCACCGAAGCCGAAACGAGGAAACCCAGACCGACCUCAAGCCCGUGAGGAGGGUCAAAGAGACCUCCACCGACGUCAGCGAUCUCAAGCUGGAACUGCUCGAAGUGAGAGAAGCUGAGACCAGCUGCGACCCGGUGCAAACGAAAGACGCGGCGGUAAGCUGCGCCUGCUUGGACAGCUGCUCCGAGGCAAAAAGUCUGUUGCUCACCAGGUCUUGUGGGACGCAGUGCGAGGAGAACAAACCGAUGUCUUUCACCAAGUAUCUUCGCGAUAUCCAGGAAGAUUUGCCUCCCAAUCCCAUCUACACCAACGCGGUGAACAUCAAGAUCUCCAACAAUUACCAUAAUGGGGAGAAAGUGUCUGGCAAGAACUUUGCUGUGCAAGUGGGUGCUCAGGAAGAGUUUAGUGGGUGUUUGGCUACGCCGGAUCUGCUCAGCAACCACAAUUCUUUGGAGCACAACCAAGCCACCAAGGAGACGCAGAAGCUGUUCCACGAAAGCAGCGAGAAAAUCGAUGACGUGUUUGGGGUUGCUGAAGCGUUUUCUUCCCCUAGCACUUUCUCAACAGCAAAUUGUAGUGUUGUGUCUAAUUUUUCAACUAGUAUCCCUUCUGUGAAGCUAACCAAGACCUAUGCGCCAGAGAUUUUGCUGGACAAGUCGUUCGAAGACGAGUAUUGUUUGCCUUUGCCUAUCUUUGAACCGAAGAAAGCUAUGCCCAAUGUUCUGCACGCUGAUGAAUCGAGGUUCGAAGAGGCUGUUUUGGUGAAGGAACCUCUCAUCCUCAAGUCGAUCGUGAAGCACCAAGGUGCUGGGGAGCAAGAGGAACCAAGCGCUCUGAUGGAUUCGCUAGACUACCAUAGAGCUAAUAAGAAAGUCAAAUUCGUCGAGGAGCGAAAGGACGACCAGCAAAGAAUGUUCAAAGCCAUGUCCUCGUUCUUGGAGGAAGCCACCAAGAUGAUGUCGAAGCUGGAAAAGUCGACGUCGACCUCUCUCAUCGGCGACUACGACUUGGAGGUGACCUUGAACGAUAAAAGAGCUACGAGGAGGCACAAAAAGAAGUCCAGGCAUCCUUCGUGCCCGGCGCAUAGACCAACUGUGGAGGAGAAAUUCAUCCAGACCGCUUCGCCCCGGAAAACCACCUCUUCCACGCAGUGCGACGGCCUUUUUGGCUUGCCGCCCAACAGGUACGAGGUGGUACUAGAAGACUCCUGCAAGCGGCUGGAGGAAAAGAUCCGGUGGAUCCCGGAGGCGAGACCCAGACCUCCACAAAGCGACUUCUGCGAGGACACCUCCUGCGGGUUCGCGGAGGACCGGCGGAGUUCCGAUCUGGAGGAGUUCAUGGGGGAGAGUCCGGUGGCGUUCUCGGACUACGGGAGUUUGCCCAGGAAGAGGUAUACCACGUGGUCGAGGUGCAGCCCCAGCGCUUACCUGAGGCAGCUCACGCACAUGAGGAGGCAGAUCGUGAGGUCGUCGCGGGAGGAUUUGGAUAGCGAGGGGUUCCAGUGAUGGGGGUGGUUUUUUUCUCGUGGGGCAACCGUGUAUUGUUUGGAUUAGCUGUUCGGAAUUCCAGAAAUUAACAAACGGAGCAUUAAUUCAAAGUGAACUCCGAGGCGACAAAUACGUGGCUCGACAUUUUAUGUGCCAUAACAAUUGGAAAUUUCGACCGGAAAAAAGGGAAAACUGCCACAAUUAAAAGCCGAAGUUUCGUGCCUGGCUCCGCUCCAUGUCACCACGAUAAUAACUGUGAGAGUUGUAUGGGAGAUUUAUGUGUCAUUCAGAAGUUUUCAGAAUAUGAAGUUCUGUGGAGUUUCCUAGGUAAUUUUUAUAAUUCUCUCAUUAUCUAAUCAACGAGGUAUCUCAAUCGUAGCCACUCAAGAAUCGAUUUUUCAUUAUUAAUUUUGCUCACUAUAUUAUUUAUUGAAAAUAUGUGACUUCCAGCCAGAAUCAAGUCCUGUUAUAAGGAAGUAUAGUUGACAUUAUAACCUAAAACUAUACAAUGGGGAAGUUUCCUUCAGAUGGAUUUACACAAAAUAAGUUCGGAACUCUCCAGUUUUAUGUCCACGCUUUCCAGAAUGGCGACCGAUAAAGUCCGAGUCGUUUUCAUUUUGAAAUUAAAGCAAUUUCUAAUUUUCAAAGCGGCAAACUGUGACGUACAUUCUGAAUCUAGUCUGAAAAUAGUUGAUGGUGAAGAAUAUAGCUAGCGAAUUUGCGGGAAUCAAUGUUACCAGGUGGCGCUCGGUUUUCAUCGUUCCAUGUCAAAGCCACGUCAAAACUGGGGGAAAAACAAACUCAAUCCUCACUCAAUCCCAUAAGUGCCAUUAGCUUGUGUACUAUGUACUGAUAAGAGUGAUAAGUUUUUAAAUUUCUUGACAUUAAUUGUCAAUAUUCGAUCGAAAACGCUAAUAUAAUGCCUGUUGUAGAUGUUCUUUUGGCAGAUAUUUUGCUCUAUUUAGACGGAAAAAGCCGACCAGUAGUGGAAGGAGAAGCAGUUCUCCGUGCUAAUCAUGUGAUUUUGUGUGAGGCAGAUGACUUCAACAAAAGGCACAUUUUUGCAUUUUGUCUACAAACUUCGGCGAUGAAAUCUUCCCCGCACAUGAAGUAAAAUUGAAGUUGGGGUCCAGAGGAACUCCUGUAGAACAAUGGAUUUGUAUUUGUUCAUGCAAAGCAGGACAAUAUGGGUAUUGUAAACAUGUUGUAGCUGUAUUUUUAUAUGUCAAUAAUUAGUUUGAAUUGUUUGAACUAUCCCCAAUUCUUCAGCCGUUCACUGUUCACUAAACUACUAAACUAAUAAAAAUGUAAUAAUGUAAAAAAAUUAACCAACUCAACCAACAGUGCCAACACCUUAUGUCAUUGACAAGUUUGGCUACAGCUACAGCAAGCUGAAAGCAAUGUAGUCUAUGCACUUUAUCCAUAGACAACAGUUUGUUUUCCCCCAGUUUGAAGUUCGUUAUAUGUAACCUAGAUGUCGCCCACUUCGUGAAUCUCGC